CUUCAGGCCUGGUGCUGCGUCACUCUCCGGAGUGGAAGAGUGUCUUUCUUGCAUUUCUUCUAAAUUUAGCGGUGACGGAUGGGAGAAAUGGCUCAUCGAUGACGGCGGGGGAGAGCAAGGCCGCGGAAACGCGCCACACAAUUCUGCUACUGUGAAUGACGAAGUAUUUUUAGCAGGUGUUGUCAUCUUGUAGUAUAAAGGGAAGACGCGCAAAAUGCAGUUGUACAGCAGCGCGCUAACGCACUACCCGGGCUCGUCGCGAAAAUUCAGAGUGACUGUUACGGCGACUGGCGGCAACACAGAGUUCGAAUCGAGUUUUAACGCCGUUAAGGAAAGCAACGCAGAAGGUUCAGGCGGGGAGAACUGGACAGACGCGAACAUGCCCGCGUUCUCGUGCUACGAGGCCUCGGUGAGGCCCGUUUUCUACACAUCCAAAGCGGAGAUUGUCAUCACAAGGCCGUAUGGUGUGGAGAAGUGUGUCCCUAUUCAGAUCAUAAAGGACAUGCCCACAACCUGCGAUGCUGUAAAUACACCUAGCGCUCCGUGUUCAGAGUACAAGCUUGAUCAGUCAGACGGCGAUUUGAGUAGUGACCAUCCUGAGCAGAGAAGGAGCAGACCAGACAUUUUUGAGGAUAACAGUAAGAUAACUGAGAGCAACUCACUCAAUUUUCACAGCUUGUUAAGAAGAAAUGAUUGUAGACUGCGUAAUGAAGAACUGGUAGGGUAUGUCCCUGACGAGGUUGAAACUACAAAAAGUUUUUCACAAAGUGUUCCAUUCACUUACAAAUGGGAAAACUCUUCUGAACUAUUCAAAAGCCAAAGUAACCAGAAAUGUCAGCAGAAGGAUGAAGAUGAAAUGUCAGAGGACCCAGUGUUGCAGCGGCAUGUACACCUGGAGCCUGCAAGCAGGAGUGACCUCAAUGAGAAAGUUAGCCAGUACCUGGCUGAGGUGGAGAAACAGAACAAAUACCUCCAGGAGAGUAAGAAGUACCGUUUUCACAUCAUCCCAGAUGGAAAUUGCCUCUACCGGGCAGUGUCAAAAGCAGCAUAUGGUGAGCAGUCAAUGCACAGUGAGCUAAGAGAGCACACAGUGCAUCACAUUGCUGACCACCUAGAUGAGUUCAGUCCUAUUAUCGAAGGUGAUAUCGGUGAAUUUCUAAUCAAUGCGGCACAGGAUGGUGCCUGGGCUGGCUACCCUGAACUACUGGCCAUGAGUCAAAUGCUGAAUGUAAACAUCUACUUGACCACAGGAGGCAGUCUGGCAAGUCCCACUGUCUCCACCAUGAUACACUAUCUGGGUGAGGAGGACUUGACAAAACCAGCCAUCUGGUUAAGUUGGCUGAGUAAUGGUCAUUAUGAUGUGCUGCUGGACUGCUGCCUGCCCAACCCGGAGUAUGAAGACUGGUGCCUGCACACACAGGUGCAACGAAAACGUGAUGAGGAACUUGCCAAGUCCAUGGCGGCUACUCUGUCCAAAAUGUACAUAGAGAAGAAUGGCGUUCAGUAGACUUUUUUUGUAGGAUUUAGUAAUUUGUACAACACAUUUCUGGUUCCAUAGUGUUGAUUUUUAAAAACUGUUGGCUCAAAUGACUUAAACCUUUCAAAAAUAGCUAUUUAAGUAUAUAUUUUUAAAUAUAUAUAUAUUUAUCUAUAUUGUUCUUUUUAAAAAACGGCUCUGCAGGCUAUAUAUUUCUGAGUACAACACAAAAUUGCCAUGGCACCCUUUUUUGUAAACCAGAGUUUGGUUUUGGGGCUAUUACCAGAAAUGUUGGUCACAUUGCAAAAAAUAUACAAUGUGACUAGUUAAAUGGGUUGCCAUGAUUUAGGGUUUGAUUUUUGAUUUGAUUCAUUUUAAUAGAGUUUUAUCAAUUGUAUUUUAAAAAGUGCAUUUCUGCAUGAUCAGAGACACUGAUACAAAGACACCCUUUCCUGUGGAAUACUGUACUGUUAUCCUCAUGCUGUAUUUUUUAAAAUAGAUUUUAAUGGGUUGCACUUCUGCUUCCUCAAAUAUUUUUUUAUUCCUUUAUUUAUUCACUUCUUGUGUGUGUGUGUGUGUGUGUGUGUGUGUGUGUGUGUGUGUGUGUGUGUGUGUUUGUGUGUGUGUACGUAUGUAUGUAUGUGUAAUUUUGUCCUUUAAAAUAAAUGAUACAUUUUUUUUAACCAGUA
Molecule: messenger RNA, 2166 nt
Organism: Ictalurus punctatus (channel catfish)
Lineage: Eukaryota; Metazoa; Chordata; Actinopteri; Siluriformes; Ictaluridae
Product: OTU domain-containing protein 1
Exons: 1
Coding region: 215-1507 (430 amino acids)
Biological process (GO): protein deubiquitination
Molecular function (GO): cysteine-type deubiquitinase activity
Source: RefSeq, a predicted model, not a curated record